AUGCUCGACGGGGCGAUCGACGCUGUGCGAGUCACCCUCAGCGAUGAGCAGCGCGCGGAGGAGCGGUACCUCCCCGACAACUACGACGCCUGGAACGAGUUCUUCCGUCGCCGUCACGAACGGGAACUCCAACAAGGCAGUAUUCAGGAUGACAUCAUGACCGAUGGGGAAACAAAUCAUAGCCUGUCUGGGGAACAUGAACAGGACAAUGCAACAAAGGUGGAUAUCACCCAGUGUGCUUCAACAUCAUUAGGGCAAAUCUCUAGCCUUCAAGACCAGGAGACCCUGUUAAUGAAGCUGCAAUCCCUAGAGAAUGGCUACAACGUUCAGCGAGGGAAGAUCAUCAAAUACUACGAGAACCGUCUAAAAGCCAAGCUAGCGGAACUCGAUAAGAAGAAAAUGGCUGAGAUGUCAGUCCUGUUAGCAGAGCAUGCAACUUCUCAAACCUCCUCAUUGCCAUCUGAUUCAGAAAAGGAAGAUAUCAAUCCUGCCAACACUUCACUUGCCAAAUCAACCUCAACUGUAGGAGGCUUUGUCAUGGAUAACCAACCUAUUCCAUCCUCACAGGUCGCCAAUAAUAGCGUGACAACUCUAGCUCCAGAGGUUGUUGAUCAGAAUUGUCACGCAUCUAAGGAAGUAGCUGGGGCAGAAUGCACUUUCGGUUUUCCAGAAGACGAUAACUUUUACACAGCUAAACCACAUUUAGGACAACAACAUCACCCACCGUCUGCGUCAUGCAAUGAGAGCCAAGCUGCGGCAACCCUGAAAUCAUAUAUUGACCACCUAUCCCUGGAUCGCUCACCCCCCCCUGCUUCAGAAGCGGCCAUUCAGACUGAAUCUCCCGAGUUCAUGGAAGAUGUAGUUCAGCUGGCCCAUGCAGCUUCUGCUGAAGUAACGUUGGUUUCUCAGAGUGAGGGUGUCGAAGAUGAUCCAACUCUACAUGCUGUUAAUCAAUCCAUGACUUCCCAAGUGUGUGCAAUUAGCCCAUGGUUUGUGGGAGUAAACUACCAUAAAGACGUCGACCCUGAGAAUGGUUCUCCUGCUCCUAAGCUACCUGAUGAUCUAGUAGUGGAGAUCCUCUCCCGGCUGCCGUUCAAGUCUUUUUGCCGCUUCAAAUGUGUCUCCAAGGAUUGGCUCGCCUUCUCCUCUGAUCCGCACUACAGCAAGAAGCUUCUGAAAAUUCCGACAGGUCUUCUGUACCAACGCCGUGAUAACUCUGCUAUCAUGCUUGCUAGCCUGCCCCACAAUGAUAAGGAAUUUGAUGAAGCUCUUAGUUUCCUACCACAGUAUGAGCAAUUAGAGCUGAUGGAUUCUUGCAAUGGCCUAGUCCUUUGUAAGUACAAGAGCAGCUAUACUCCUGUAGGUAUUUGCCGCUUCAUCGUGUGCAAUCCGGCAACACGAGAGUGGAGGGUGCUCUCUGAUACUCCUCGUAGCCAUUAUGACCCUUUUUACAAUAUGAGUAUUUUGGCUUUCAGCCCAUCAUGGCCGGCAAAGUUCUACGUCUUCAACUUUCAGCGGCUGAGUACCCGCUAUUUGGGAUUUGGCCCUGUCAAACUUCAGGUGUACUCGUCUGAUCUUUCCACUUGGUUUCUGGAUGAUACAUCAUGGCUCUCUGGGAGAACAGUAGUUUCUCAACCACACCUGUUUAUUGAUGGAGCAUUGUAUGUGCGGAGAGAAUUGCGUGAGAUUCUAGUACUGAAGAGAUUGGAGGGAACUAGUUGUGGCAUUCCGCCCACUCUUCGGAUUAUUGAGCUGCCGCAUGAAGAUGUUGGUUUUUUGGAUAGGGUUGGCAAAGGUUGCUUGGGCCAAUACUCGGGGGCCUUGCACUACGCAUUGCCAGAGGAGGAUGCUCGUACGGUUCUUGUUUGGAGUCUUGAUGUUGAUGAGCCUUAUGAGUGGAGCCUCAAGUACCGCCUUAAUAUGAGCCAUGCAUUCGGAAGGGACAACCUUCGUCGGUAUGACACAUACUGCUGGAAUUGUGACUAUGAUGUCAUGGCUCUUGACCUGGAGAGAGAUGGUCUUGUCAUGUUCGACAAACGAGCGGACAAGCUUCGUUGGUACAGUAUAAGCACCGGUGAACUUACUGAGAUUCAACCAGAAGACCACCGCUGCGACAAGUUGUCUGACAAGCACUAUCAUUAUGUGGCGUCCUACUCAAAGCUCCCAGUAUUAACCAUGUAGUCGGUACUAUCUUUGUUUGGGUUCUGGGUGUUACACCUUUUUAAGUUAUUAUGUUGUAAAAGAAAAAAUGCAGAGGUAGCUUCUCAAUUAAGUGCUAUUUAUGGACUGUAACCUAGGACUAAUUUUAUUUUUAGUUUUCUUGAACCUAUUCCAGUACCAAUAUUAAUGAGGCUAGCUCUAUUAUUUCAUCAUGUAAACUAGGAGCGCUACGUAUUCUGUUAUAGCC
Molecule: messenger RNA, 2407 nt
Organism: Lolium rigidum
Lineage: Eukaryota; Viridiplantae; Streptophyta; Magnoliopsida; Poales; Poaceae
Exons: 4
Coding region: 1-2181 (726 amino acids)
Molecular function (GO): protein binding
Source: RefSeq, a predicted model, not a curated record